This is a messenger RNA of Polyodon spathula (Mississippi paddlefish), 957 nucleotides long. RefSeq names its product olfactory receptor class A-like protein 1. Gene Ontology annotation, biological process: G protein-coupled receptor signaling pathway. The transcript has a single exon. NCBI's taxonomy places the organism in Eukaryota, Metazoa, Chordata, Actinopteri, Acipenseriformes, Polyodontidae. Gene Ontology annotation, molecular function: pheromone receptor activity. The record is from RefSeq and is a predicted model, not a curated record. Gene Ontology annotation, cellular component: membrane. Bases 1 to 957 code for a protein of 318 amino acids.
AUGGAUCUCUGUGUCACAAUCAAAGGUGUGUCAUUCCUCUUGCAAACGGGUCUGGGAAUCCUGGGCAACCUGCUGGUUCUGUUGGCUUACGCCCACAUCGUCUAUUGCGAGCGCAGACUGCAGCCUGUGGAUAUGAUUCUGUUCCAUCUCGCGUUUGCCAACAUGAUGGUUCUCCUCACCAGAGGAGUCCCCCAAACCAUGACUGUCUUCCAAUUACACAAUCUCCUGGACGACGUGGGCUGCAAGAUAGUCAUAUACUCCUACAGAAUAGUGCGAGCCCUUUCCGUCUGCAUCACCUGCCUGCUGAGCGUCUUCCAGUCCCUGACCAUCGCCCCGUCCACUUCCAGGUGGGCCAACCUCAAGACCAGGUUGCCCAAACUCAUCCUUCCUUCUUUUGUUUUUCUGUGGCUGCUCAACAUGGCUGUCUGCAUCGCUGCCCCUUUCUUCUCCGUUGCGCCUCAGAACGGCACCGUCCCCAAAUUCACCCUCAAUCUUGGUUUCUGCCACGUAAAUUUCCAGGACCAGCUCUCCUACGUCAUCAAUGGAGUAGCCGUCACGGGACGCGAUUUCAUCUUUGUGGGUCUUAUGGUCUUGGCCAGUGGAUACAUCCUCUUGGUCCUACACCACCACAGCAAGCAGAUGAAAGGGAAACGGAGCUCAGAUAGGCACCAGAGCUCCACGCUCGAGAGCAGAGCGGCCAGGACCGUCAUUACCUUGGUCAUCCUCUACGUGGUCUUCUUCGGGAUUGAUAACAUCAUCUGGAUCUACAUGCUGACGGUGUCCAGUGUGCCUCCAGUCAUCUCGGACAUGAGGGUCUUCUUCUCCUCCUGUUACGCCUCGUUCAGUCCCUUCUUUAUCAUCAGCUCCAACAAGAAGAUCAAAAGAAGGAUGAGCUGCGCCUCCGAGGAGCCAGAGCAGCAGUCUCCUGCCUCUGAAAUCUCGCACGUCAAACUGUGA